This is a messenger RNA of Trichoderma gamsii, 1023 nucleotides long. Its product is annotated as aldehyde reductase. The transcript has a single exon. The record is from RefSeq and is a predicted model, not a curated record. Lineage: Eukaryota; Fungi; Ascomycota; Sordariomycetes; Hypocreales; Hypocreaceae. Gene Ontology annotation, molecular function: oxidoreductase activity, acting on the CH-OH group of donors, NAD or NADP as acceptor. Bases 1 to 1023 code for a protein of 340 amino acids.
AUGGAAUCCACUGCUACAACUGUCCCUCCUGGAGGUUUGGUACUUGUAUCUGGAGUCAAUGGCUUCAUCGGCUCGCAUAUUGCUCUUAAUCUUGUGAAGCUGGGAUACAAGGUGCGCGGUACUGUCCGCUCGGAAGACAAGGCCGCCUGGAUCAAAGAGGCCGUGGCUCACUACUAUCCGUCUGCGAGAUUUGAGACGGCCCUCGUCCCGGAUGUGGCUGCUGUAGGAGCCUGGGACGAGGUUGUGAAGGGCGUUGACGGCAUUGUCCAUGUCGCAGGAGACAUGAGCUUCGGAGCAGACCCCAACAAAACCCCAAUGGUCAACAGCGUCAGGAAUCUGCUGGAAACUGCCGCCAAAGAAUCGUCCGUCAGGCGAUUUGUCUUCACAAGCAGCAACCAAGCAGCGUUGAACCGAACUUUGGGCAAGGAGUUCACGGUCGACAAGACCGCGUUUAACGAGGUUGGCGUUGCAAGUGCUUGGCGCUCGCCUCCAUAUGAGCCAGAUCGUAUUUGGGAUGUCUAUUCUGCACUCAAGACACAAACAGAGCAGGAGGUCUGGAGAUUCGCCCACGAAGAGAAGCCCAGAUGCGUCAUCAACUCCGUCUUGCCCUGCUUCGUCGUUGGUCCCAUCAUUCACCCCAAACAGCCAGGCAGCACAGGCAAGUGGGUGAUGGAUUUCUGGAGGGAUCCUGGCCAUUUCGCCCCUCUGCAAGGCUUCGGCGGCUCAUAUUUCAUUGAUGCAGACGAUGCAGCGCUCCUGCAUAUUGCUGGCUUGGCCCAAGAAGAUGUCAAGAAUGAACGCUUGUUUGGUUUCGCGAGCACAUUCAACUUCAACACCUGGGUCAGCGUUUUCCGUCAAUUAGACCCGAGCAGAUCCUGGCCUGCAGAUGACCCCAAUCAGCAGAACGAUCUCAGCAUAGUAGACGACGCAAGGGAAUUGGAGCUGUUGAAGCGCUUCGGACGCAAUGGUUGGACUAGCUUUCUCGACAGCGUGAAGAGGGCUACACAAGAAAGCCGCCAGUAA